GGGGGAACAGUGUUUGGGCCAACGGGAUAUCAGGCCACAAUUCCAAGGGAAGGAACUGUCACAUUUGCUGUUGUUAUAGUAAUUGAUGAAACAUUCGUGCCCGAUCUCCAGAACGUGAAUAGUUUGGCUUUCAAAAAUAUGACAAAAAGAUUCCUCGAAUUCUUGAUUCCAUUAUACCAAAAUAGAACUGGUUUUCUCGGCAUUAUCUUUAUUUCAUAUUCCCGGGGAAGUGUUGUUGCAAAUAUUGAAAUAUUAUAUAAUUCCACCGAAGCAAUUCCGACUGUUGAGGAAGUUCGAUCUCUAAUCGCUGAAGCAAGAGAUAAUGGAUCUGCGCCGUUCACUAUUUCGAGUUUAAAAGUCACGAGAAAGGGCGAGUCACAAGAUGGAUUCGAAGCUUGGAAGAUUGGUGUCGCUGUUUGUUUUGCUUUCGUACUUCUUCUUCUUAUUUUUAUUUCAGCUGUGGUGAGUAUUAGUUUUAUGUUGGGAAGGUUAAAUGCAGGCAGUAAUAAAAUGAUCUGCUUAUAAGAUUGCUUAUUGAUACCCUUUUGAUAGUGUCGCCAUUAGCCUAUACAUUAGGCCUAUGUCAACAGUAACAAGACAAAAAAGACAAUACAGCUAAAGAAUAAAUUUUGUGUGGAAGGAGGAACAAAUACGGUUUCCUUUUCUUCCAGUUUGUGCAAAACCAAUCACAAAACAUGAUUAGGCCUAUUUUAGGUUAAUAUUUCCUUUAUUUACACUUUUGGAGCAUAGAAAAGGUGUAAAAUUGUAAUUGAUUGACACGCAUUGAAAUGAACAUUAAACUGCCUUUUCGAAUUCCGUUCGAAUGUUUAGAAGAUUGUUACAUACAAUGUCAAUGUGAACCAAAAAAAUUGUUCCCUGACUGCAACCCUACAUGAUAGUUAUUUAUUGACACAUUUAUUUAUGAACGUUUUCUAUAUUAAUUCCAUACCACACAAAACAACACCAAUCGUAACACACCUCAUCAUACGCAAAAAUAUCUUGGAUAAAAUAUCCUCCCAUGAUAAAUCUAUGUCCAAACUAUUUUCGUAUCCCUCCACUUUUGAUAUUUCGAAAACGAAUGCAAAUUUAUUAUUUAGAUACUCGACCAAAAAUAGUGAGUUAAACAGUCUGUACUACAAUAGCAUUUGUGAUUUCAAUGGAAAGUAUCUGUAAAAAAAAUUUGUUCACGGGAAGUGCUUUUGUAUUGCGUUUUGCUCGCUCAUUACAUUCACUAUAGUUCGCUUUGUGAAAACAAAUUGACGUGUGCAAAAAUACCACAUGCCGGACUUGCCAUGAAGAAUUGUUUUUUCCUACAUCCACCCUGACGUUUCUGAGUCGUUUCCAGAACCUUUCAAUGGAGAACGAUGUGUUUUCAUAUUUUGCAAGUAGUAUGUAUCUAUUUUGUCGUUAAUUAUGAAACGAUCUUCUAGGAAAUUGCUUUUUUGAUUGCAGGUUAUUGUUAAUGGACGCAAAGGAAAAAAGCAGGCACGGUAUAAUUUGAAAGAUCGUAGAAAUAGCUUCGACUUGGAUUUUGAUCUCUUUUCCUCUGAUGGUGAUAAAUCUAAUGGCAUUCCGGUAAGAAUUACAUGCAUGUCCUAUUUUAAUUUACAAACAUUUGAAAAUAUUUGAAAACGAUAACCCUUCGGGGCUCGUAGCUCCUAUUUUUGAAUGGGCCGUUUUUUACAUAUACCACACAAGUUACUAUAACUAUAAUUACAUAAAUGCAAUGACCAAACAAUAUAACAAAACAUAAUAGUAUAUUAUAAAAAUAACAAAAAUAUUAAUAUAUUUGCAUGCUGUAAUAAUUCAUGAGGAAAACACAAAGAAAAAUCAUAAGCGUGUCGUAUGUUAAUAUGUGAUAGAGAUUUCCCUUGAUUUACAUAAACUUUAAGUAGUAUUUAAAACACGAGAAGGAGUGUUUUAUCAUAUUUAAAACGCGAGGCGCAGCCGAGCGUUUUAGAUAUGAUAAAACACGAGUUCGAGUGUUUUGAAUAGCUUAAAAUACGACAACAAAAGAAUACAUAUUAGGAUGAACAAUUAUAUAAUCAUACUAAUUAGGAUGAACAAUUAUAUAAAGAAUACUAAUGAAGAUGAGUUUUAUCAGAUAUAAAGUCACUCCACGUGACAUAUUAUGGCUGACAUGAUUUGCCAUGCACAAGCUAGAUUUAUGAAUUUUUAAUGAGUAUUUUAACUUUGUUUGCACAACGUAUUUUUUGAGAAUUACUUCGCCAAUGAACUUACUAGAUCCACCGUUUUGAAGCAAUUUAAAACAUUCGCAUGCAGUGUGUGUUUUAUCAGACCUAAAGAUACUGGCUUCGCAUCGUUUCUUUACAUCUGAUAAAACACUGUCUGCUGCUCAUGUUUUAAAUAGUACUUAAAUUUAUUAACAAUAUUUACAAAGAUAAUGUUAAAUCAUGUAGGUGCCGUAGAGAAUGCAUAUAAAUAAAUUUCUUAAGGCUCAUGCCUUUUUCUUCGGCUGUAUGCUCUUCUUCAUAAAGUUUGUUUCUAGCUUUCCAGGUACAUAAUUGCUGUUAUGACUUCAGGUACAUAAUUGCUGUUAUGUAUCAAUAUGUAUUGUGUAUAUAGAGAAUCUAGGAAGAAGUUAUAUUAAUAAAGUUUUUAUUAUCAUUAUUAUUAUCAUGUUAUCAUAUUAUCGUAUUUUAUUAACACUGGUUCUUACUUCUUUUUCUAGAAUUACGCAGAGUCAUUUGAAAUGGACGAGAGACGCGACAUUUAUAUGUAAUCAAAAAAUGAGAAGCCCACAUUGGCGAAGUAAAACUAGAAACUGCACCAAAUGUAGAAACAAAUUGUCUGAAGAUUUGUAAUCCAGGCACAACAUUAUGUAUGGAUUACAAAUCUUCUGACAUAUUUGUUGAAGUUAUCCAGGUUAAAAAGAUAACUUUUAUCGAACAUUCAGCACGGUUCGUCGAAACCUAUAUAUUCACAGCACUUCGCACAAGCACGAAUAUACUUAUUAACUUUAACAUUGCCAUGUAAAGGGCAUGAAAUAUUAUGCAUGCAGUACCCUACCUCCAAAUCAUUACUUUCUUGCAUAUAUAAGUGCAAAUAUGGAGGUGGUGGAAGCAUGGUAGGUCGAAAUACCUUGGCCAGUCACGUGCACACACAUAGAAACGCAGAUGUUUCGUCUUCGUUUGUGUUAGCACGAAAUUUCAAAAACUAUCAAACGUAUAUUCAAACGAAGAUUUGUGCGACUAAUGGACAUUGUUCAUGGACAAAUCUAUUUAAUUUUGGUUAAAUUUGGAUGAAAGUUGGUUGGAAAAUUACAAAAAGUUUGCCUUGCUUUUUCGGGAGAAUGCCAUGCAAUUGCCUCCGUGGUGUAUUAAAUUUAUGUAUAUGAUACAUAACUUUAUUUGUUGGUGGAGGUACGAAGCCUACGAGUGCCCUUUCGCGCAAAAGUGAACAUAAACUUGUUGCUUUACAUAUAUCGAUUGUUAUUGAUUUUUGUUGUCAUAUGAAUGAUUUGCAGUAUUGCACAAUUUCUAUAUGGUAGGCUACGUUAUUUUAUUGAAAUUAUCUUAGCGUGCCUGUGACUUUUUUAUGAAUUAUGAAUUUUUAUCGUUUUCUCCGAAGGUAAAGCAUAUCAAACCUGGCAAGUUAAGCCGCCUGCAAGUUAAACCUUCUGUUUUAUAAAUCUUCUGUACUACAUAACGAUAGAAAACUCAGUAUCUAUCAUAUAUAACAAUAGAAAACUCAGUAUCUAUUAUAUAACAAUAGAAAACUAUCAUUCAAUUUGUUCAUGAGAAGCUGCUUUUGUAUAUUGUAUUUUCGUAAUUAUAUUUCCC
Molecule: messenger RNA, 3803 nt
Organism: Paramuricea clavata
Lineage: Eukaryota; Metazoa; Cnidaria; Anthozoa; Malacalcyonacea; Plexauridae
Source: the annotation of a GenBank genome assembly